AAACAGAAGCAGAGACUGCACCACCUCCAGAACAAAAUAAACCUGAGGAAGAUGGAAAUGCACCUAACCAAGACGGGAACGUCAGUGAAAUGACAUCCUCUUCAGAAGAUGAAGAUGACACUUCAACUGCAGGUGGGACUAAUCGGUCAGGAGAGAGAAAGGACUCAGUAUGGUCUAUGGGAGAUGGCCCUCAGGAAGAAGGAGAUAAGCAAGACAAUUCACAGAAAUCCCUUUUAUUUGUUGAAAAACCAAAGGGUGGAACAAUUAGUGUCGGACAAAAUAUUACAUUUAUAGCAAAAGUUGAAGCCCAGGAUCUUCUCCGAAAGCCAACUGUUAAGUGGUUCAAAGGGAAAUGGAUGGACCUGGCAAGCAAAGUAGGGAAGCACCUUCAGCUAAAGGAGACAUUUGAGCGCCAAACCAAGAUGUACACAUUUGAGAUGCAAAUCAUUAAAGCUAAGGAAAACUAUGCAGGAAAUUAUAGGUGUGAAGUAACGUAUAAGGAUAAGGUUGAUAGUUGCUCUUUUGAUCUGGAAGUCCAUGAAACUUCAUCUGCACCAUCAAUCGAUAUCCGGUCUGCAUUCAAAAGAAGCGGUGAAGGACAAGAGGAUGCAGGAGAACUUGACUUUAGUGGUCUCCUGAAACGUAGGGAGGUUAAGCAACAGGAGCCUGAGGAGCCUGAUGUAGAUGUAUGGGAGAUCCUGAAGAGUGCAAGCCCCAAUGACUAUGAGAAAAUUGCCUUUCAGUAUGGAAUCACUGACCUGAGGGGCAUGCUGAAACGUCUGAAGCGCACCCGCAGGGAAGAAAAGAAAAGUGCAGCUUUUGCUAAGAUUCUGGAUCCUGCAUAUCAAGUGGAUAAAGGAGGUAGAGUAAGAUUUUCAGUGGAGCUGGCUGACCCAACGGUGGAACUCAAGUGGUAUAGAAAUGGGCAAGAAAUACGUCCAAGUGGAAAAUACAUAUUUGAGCACAAAGGUAAUGAGAGAAUCUUAUUUGUCAACAACUGCAUGCUCACAGAUGAUGCCCGCUAUCAUGUGACUGCUGGUGAUGAGAAAUGCUCUACAGAACUCUUUGUAAGAGAGCCCCCAGUGAUUGUGACCAAAGGCUUAGAAGAUACCAAAGCUUAUAUUGGUGACAAAAUAGAAUUAUCAGUUGAAGUGUCUGAAGAUGAUGCAAAUGUGAAAUGGUUUAAAAAUGGUGUAGAGCUGCCUCUUGAUAGUAAAUCUCGAUACAAAGUGAAGGUUGAGGGUAAAAAACACACUCUAAUCAUCGAGGAAGGAACCAAAGCCGACAAUGCAACUUAUUCAGUGAUGACAACGGGAGGACAAUCAUCUUGUAAACUAAAAGUUGACUUGAGGCCACUUAAGAUACUACAUCCGUUGGAAGACCAGACUGUGAGGCUUGGCAAAGAGCUCUCCCUGAAAUGUGAGAUCUCUGAGAACGUAGAAGGGAAGUGGUACAAAAAUGGGCAGCUUCUCCAACCCAGUGACCGCAUUAAGAUAUAUCACAAAGGAAGAAUCCAUCGGCUAAUUGUUGAUAAAUCACUCAUUGAGGAUGAUGGAGAGUACAUGUUUGUUCCAGAUGCCUAUAAUGUCAACAUCCCCUGCAAAGUGCAUAUUAUAGAUCCUCCUAAAAUCCACCUUGACGGGCUUGGUGAUGGCAAUACAGUGACAGUUGUAGCAGGAACCAAGUUACGUCUUGAAAUUCCUGUCUCUGGAGAGCCUGCUCCGAAGAUUAUGUGGAGCAGAGGAGACAAGUGGCUCAUGGAUCCUGCAGCCAGAAUACGGGCAGAUAAUUACCCAGACAGCAGUUGUUUGGUGAUUGAUUCAGCUGAGAGAGAUGACUCAGGUGUCUACAGAAUAAUGCUAAAGAAUGAGGCAGGAGAAGACACAGCCCACAUCAACAUCAAAGUGGUUGAUAUUCCUGACCCUCCUGCGGCACCCAAUGUGGUUGAAGUAGGAGAAGAUUGGUGCAUUAUGAACUGGGAACCUCCAGCAUAUGAUGGUGGGUCGCCUAUCUUAGGUUACUACAUUGAGAGGAAAAAGAAGCAAAGUUCCAGGUGGAUGAGGCUGAACUUUGACCUUAUUAAAGAAACAACUUUUGAGCCCAAAAAGAUGAUUGAAGGAGUUGCCUAUGAAGUCCGGGUGUUUGCUGUCAAUGCCAUAGGCACUUCGAAACCAAGCGAGCCCUCAAAGCCUUUUGUGCCUUUGGCUGUCACGAGUCCACCCACCUGCCUGGCAGUUGAUUCCGUAACAGAUACUACAGUUACCAUGAAAUGGCGGCCACCAGACCAAAUUGGAGCUGCAGGUUUAGAUGGCUAUAUUAUAGAGUAUUGCUUUGAAGGAAGUUCUCAGGAGUCCACUACAGAGGGCAAGGGAGACAGUGGUGGUGGUACAGAGCAAAAUAAUAGUGAGGAGACAGACGGGGGCUUGAUCAAGACUGAAGAGAAGACACCAAAACCCUCGGAAGAAUGGAUUGUGGCCAAUCCAGAACUCACAGACAAAACUAAAUUCACCAUCACUGGCCUGCCAACUGGAGCAAAAAUCUUUGUUCGAGUAAAAGCUGUGAAUGCUGCUGGUCCUAGUGAGCCUCGGAUGCAUCCACAGCCAAUUUUAGUCAAGGAAGUGAUAGAACCCCCGAAGAUUCGUCUGCCAAGACACUUAAAGCAAACAUACGUUCGAAGGGUUGGAGAAGCUGUGAAUCUUGUUAUUCCCUUCCAGGGAAGACCAAGACCUAAGGUCUCUUGGAAGAAAAAUGGAGCUCAUGUAGAUAAGAACCAAAUUAACAUCCGCAACAGUGAAAAUGACACAAUCAUCUUCAUCCGAAAGGCAGAGAGGAUCCACUCUGGGAAAUACGACAUGAAAGUCAAAGUAGACAAUCUGGUGGAUAGAGCCACAAUAGAGAUUCAAAUAGUUGAUCGUCCAGGCCCACCACAAAUUGUAAAAAUUGCAGAUGUCUGGGGAGAGAAUGUUGCUUUGGAAUGGCAGCCGCCCAAGGAUGAUGGCAAUGCAAACAUAACUGGGUACACAAUUCAAAAAGCUGACAAAAAAAGCAUGGAAUGGUUCACCGUCAUUGAACACUACCACCGGACCAGCGCUACCAUUACUGAACUUAUCAUUGGGAAUGAGUAUUUCUUCCGGAUCUUUGCUGAAAAUAUGUGUGGCCUCAGUGAGGAUGCAACAAGGACAACAGAGAGCGCUGUGAUUGCCAAGGAUGGGAAAGUCUACAAAAACCCAGUUUAUGAGGACUUCAAUUUCAAUGAACCACCAAUGUUUACCCAGCCUUUAGUUAAUACAUAUGCUGUGUCUGGUUACAAUGCAACUUUGAACUGCAGCGUCAGAGGAAAUCCCAAGCCCAAGAUAACAUGGAUGAAGAACAAAAUAGUUAUCAUGAAUGACCCCCGGUACAGAAUGUUUGGUAACCAGGGAGUUUGCACCUUGGAGAUCCGCAAGCCCAGCCCCUUUGAUGGUGGCACAUACACUUGCAAGGCUGUCAACAGUCUGGGUGAGGCAGAAGUUGAAUGCAAAUUGGAAGUUAAAGGUGGGGUCUCAUUCUUCAGACUACUAUUGCAAGGGGUGCCCCCACAUAUCAUUGACUCCUAUAUGAAAGCAUGCAACCCUGAGGAAAAGUAAAGAGCCUGGCCACAGUGUUUCUCCGCCACUGCACUGGAAACUGGCAGCCAGCACUGCAGCAGUUUAACUCCUACCAUGGCACUCCCACAGCAUGGCCCGCUGCAGUGCCCCUCCCCUCUUGCUGCUGUUGGAAAGAAAAUUCAUGCAUGGAUUGUUUUUUUCAAGUUGAAAUGUUGAAGUUGAAGCUUACCCACAUGUUUCUAUGAUCCACAUCAUUGUGUUUGUUUUAUUCUCUCUCUCUCUCUAAUGCUGAAAAGCAAAGAAAUGGGAAAAAAAGCUAUGCCAAUACGCAUGGGAGCUAAUAUUUGAGUUUGUACUUUAUAUGGCUAGAUAGAUUUUAUUUUUUGUGAGAAGCAGGUACUGCUAGACCCAGUGGCAGUGCAGUCAGGCCUUGAAACACAUACCUCUUUUGAUAAAUAAUGGAUCUAACACUUUCCUAGGCUGCUAAAAAUGGACUGUUUGGCACAUGUGAUUUGCAGCAUUUAAAAGUUAUUUCAGCGGAAUGUAUCUUCAGUUAGAAGGGUUUCUGUUCAGCUCACUCCUUUGUGAAUCUCUUGGCUACUAAAAGUUUCAUGUAAUGUACAAUAAAGCUGACGUGUUUAAGAGCUA
Molecule: messenger RNA, 4235 nt
Organism: Podarcis muralis (Common wall lizard)
Lineage: Eukaryota; Metazoa; Chordata; Lepidosauria; Squamata; Lacertidae
Source: RefSeq, a predicted model, not a curated record